AUGUCAGUGUUUCCAGAUCUAUCGAGCACUUCAUUCCCUGCUCUCAAGGAAUGCUCUGACUCAUUAAAAGUCUGGAAUCUUCAGGAAUUGUAUGAUUUUUCCUCCUCCGAAUACAAAACUGCAUGGGAAUCAAAUAUUGAUCAUCAUGAUAAGCUAUCAUGUGUUUAUCAUGAUUGCGUCUAUUUGCAAUCAUUAAAUAAUUUUUCUUUUAAUCAUGCUGAUGAGAGGGAUGGAAGAUUGAUUUUAAUUAAUUUGAAAACAAAAACGAAUCGAACAAUUCCAGUGAGAGGGCUUCAUUGUACAAAGGUUGAUCGGGAUGGGAAGGUGAUAUUGAUUAGUUCUGAUAGGAAGUCGUUGCAGGUUUUUCAUUUGGAAAUGAAGAGUAAAAUAGCUGACAUUCGGACAGAAAAAGAGUUUCAUUUUGCUGAUUGGUUGGAUAGUGAGAAUAUUGUGUUUGUGGAGGGAAGUUCAUUGUGUAAAUUGAAUAUUUCACAACAAGAUCAGCAGCAGGAAGUUAUUAUUGAGAAUAUUCCUGGUGAGUUCAAUAAGGAUAUUACCGGAGUGAUUUUUAAUAUGGAGAUGUGUGCCAUUCAAACAGUGAAGAAGGGAGAGUAUUCGUUCUAUUUGUACAAGUCAGAUUUAAAGGUAGGUCAAAUAGUGGGACCUAAUAAUGCAUUUGGUGUUUGCUUGAUGGAAGAUUCGAAAAAGUUGGUAUUGCUUUCUUCAAAUGGCUUAUUGUUUAAAGACCCUACUGUUGGAAAUAUAACUGAGCCAGUUUUGUUUUCAGAGAAGGCAUACAUGACACACUACUUUAAGGAGUCUCAAUUGGUUGCAUUUGUUGGGUAUAAGGGUGAUAGUGGUGUUAUUGACCUUUCUUCUAAAAAACUUAUUGCUAGACAUGAUUUCAAAACAGAAAUAGUGAACAGUUUCAAGACGGAUGAUAGUCUCGUUAUAGUUACAAAGGGAGGGAAAGUGAUUGAGUGCUGUUUUAAUGCAGAAUUCAUGUUACAUACGUAUAGAAACAACUACGAUGUGUCAACAGAAAUAAUGGCUUAUUGGAAACGCUUUUCAGAGAGCAAUAUUAAGGAUUUUAGACUUUCAUCAAUUCAAUCAAUCUUACCAUUACAGACUCCUCUGAACAAGUACAAUAGAGAUUACUAUAUUCCUCAUGGAGGUAUUCAUAUUUUCCAUCCGAUUAUUUCUUACUACUUCCCUUACAUGUAUCAGUGUGUAAUUAGAAACGAACUCUCCAUAGAAUACACAACUGAGGAGCAAAAUAUCAUUAAGGAUUUUGUUUCCUACCUGAUUUAUAGAGGCCAAGAUUUGAAAAUAGACAGAGACAAUUAUCUAAAGUGGAUGUUCAUAUUCGAUAGAUGUUGGUUUGAAUUUACAGAAUUGGAAUCAAAAAUUGUAACUCUUUUCAAUAAUGAUUUUGGUUUGAUUUUGCCAGAAAUUUCUCCCCUAUUGCAGACGUUAACCGAAUAUCAAUCCAGAAAUUUAAAUUUUGAAAAUGGUUUGUUACAAAAGUGUAUCAACUAUUGCAGAGAUACCAUGGAUGGCAAAGAAGUUUCACAAGUAGAACCUUUUAUUAAUGAACACAUUCCAAUUAGGUUGUCCAUCGAUUGUAUCUACAACCGCCAAGAUACUCAUGAUAUCACAUUGGUCGCUUAUGGAAGGAAAAUUGGAGCUCAUAAAACCGUUCUGGCAUCUACAAGUCCAAUAUUGGAAGUAAUGUUGGACGAGGAAGGAUCGUUCAAGAGUGAAGUCACAGAAAAUCAAGAGUUGGUGUUAGGUGGAGAAGAUCUUGAGAUACCAGAGAAAGAUAGAGAGAAGAAGGGAGAACUAUUCGAGUUACUUGUUAAAUUUUGCUAUACAUCAAGUGUAGACUGUUCUCCAGAGGAUGCAUUUCUAUUAUAUGAAAUGGCUGAUCAGUAUCAAAUUACUGAUCUCAAGACAUCUCUUGCAGACAAGAUCAUUGCACAAUUGAACCUUGACACAUUUAUGGAGAUAGUCAAAUGGAGUGAUAUUUUUGUACAAAUUUCAAACAAACAUCUGCACAGAGGAAUUCUCAAUUUUGCAUCCCUUAAUGGAAUGAAACUUUUAGAAUUAUAUUCAGAUCAAUUAGUUGCCUAUCCAGAAUUCCUUGUUAGAUUUCUCAAAUUUUCUUUUAAUGUUGAAUAA
This is a messenger RNA of Naegleria gruberi, 2181 nucleotides long. RefSeq lists its product as uncharacterized. Gene Ontology annotation, cellular component: clathrin coat of coated pit; clathrin coat of trans-Golgi network vesicle; cytoplasm. Bases 1 to 2181 code for a protein of 726 amino acids. Gene Ontology annotation, biological process: intracellular protein transport; proteasome-mediated ubiquitin-dependent protein catabolic process; vesicle-mediated transport. Lineage: Eukaryota; Heterolobosea; Eutetramitea; Acrasida; Naegleriidae. The record is from RefSeq and is a predicted model, not a curated record. The transcript has a single exon. Gene Ontology annotation, molecular function: ubiquitin protein ligase binding; structural molecule activity.